Messenger RNA from Penicillium riverlandense, 1836 nucleotides. RefSeq names its product aspartic endopeptidase. The coding region runs from base 1 to 1836 and encodes 611 amino acids. Gene Ontology annotation, molecular function: aspartic endopeptidase activity, intramembrane cleaving. NCBI's taxonomy places the organism in Eukaryota, Fungi, Ascomycota, Eurotiomycetes, Eurotiales, Aspergillaceae. The record is from RefSeq and is a predicted model, not a curated record. The transcript has a single exon. Gene Ontology annotation, biological process: membrane protein proteolysis. Gene Ontology annotation, cellular component: lumenal side of endoplasmic reticulum membrane; cytoplasmic side of endoplasmic reticulum membrane; membrane.
AUGGCCGAAGUCAGCCCCUUCGCGGAGCUGCUCGGGCAGGCCUUCUAUCACUUCGACCGCGUCAAGCCUCUCCUUCCGACAUACGGCCACCUGCUUGUUUCGGCGCUGUUUCCCAUCUGGAUCGGUGCUCAUGCCUCCCUGUCGCGGCCUUCCUCUGCCGCCAAACCCUCGAAGGAAGACACGGAUCCCGAAGACACCGACGAUGAGGAGGAGGAAUCAAGUCCCAUGCAGAAGAUGGAGAACCUUGAAGCAUCAGAUGCCUUGAUGUUUCCCUUGACGGCGGGACUAACACUGGGUGGUCUGUACAUGGUGAUCAAAUGGCUGGAAGAUCCGGCCAUUUUGAACAAGAUCCUCAGCUUCUACUUCUCUCAGAUGGGACUGUUCUUCGCCAUUGCGUUUCUGAAAGACACUCUCUUGGUUCUGAGGUCGUUUCUCUUUCCUAGAUACUAUCGGCAUGCAGGAAAGCUUUGGCAGGUGAACCAAUCCGAGCGCGUUUUCAAGGCUUCUGCGACAGACAUACGGUGCUCGCCUCUUCCGGGCAUCCUUGGUGCAGUUCCUCUGCCCAACAAGAUCCUGGCCAUGCUCUGGACUUGUCGCCAUGUGGCAUACCAACGACUCAGACUUCGUGCUCAUGUACGCGGCCUGCUGAAUGCCAAAGGACUGGUCGGAUUGCUGGAUCUCCUGAGCGGAACCAUUGCUCUGAUCGCCGUGGGCUAUUUCGCGUUUGUGACUAAACCGUGGUGGUUGACCAACUUCCUCGGCUUCAGCUUCUGCUACGGAGCUCUGCAAUUCAUGUCGCCUUCGACGUUCUGGACGGGCUCGCUCAUUUUGGGAUCUUUAUUCUUCUAUGACAUCUACUUUGUCUUUUUCACGCCUCUCAUGGUCACGGUCGCCACCAAACUCGAUGUACCAAUCAAGCUACUCUUCCCACGGCCCACCGAAGACCCGGACGUCGUGUCGUUGGCCAUGCUGGGUCUUGGUGAUAUCGUUGUUCCUGGCAUGAUGGUUGGUCUGGCCCUACGCUUUGAUCUGUUUCUGUAUUACCAGCGCAAGGGACUGCAAAAGGCACAAGCAGAAAAGUCGUCCGAGGAAGCGAUUGUCAAGCCCGAGUACCAGUCGGCCACCGGCGCUUGGGGGGAACGAUUCUGGGCGUCGUCGAUCGCGCCAGGUGAGCCUGAGCUCCAACCCCCGUACCACGAUGCACGGUCUUUCCCGAAGACAUACUUCAAAGCCAGUGUGGUCGGGUAUAUCUUCGGAAUGAUCGCCACUCUUUUGGCCAUGCAAUUCUCAAACCAUCCCCAACCGGCUCUCUUGUAUUUGGUUCCCGGUGUUUUGACCUCGUUGUGGGGAACUGCGUGGUCCAAGGGCGCGAUUCGCACCAUGUGGGAAUUUUCUGAUGCAGAGGAGGUGGAAGAGGAUGAUGCAGAGAAAAAGAAGGAGGAGGAGGGUAAAAGCAAAGACCCCACACAAAGCCAGAAGAGUCUGAUCAUGCGUCUCUUCUCGGGCGAUGUGAAGGCAUUCGGACCAGCCGAUAAGAGCUCAGACAAACAGACGACCAAAAAGGCAAGUGAGAACGACUUAGACUCAAAGUCUGAUGAAAGCAAGAACGAUGAUGAUGGUCAGGACGAAAAGAAAGCGGUCGAUGAUGAUCUGGACUUGGUCUCCUUCUCUAUCUCGUUCCCCCGCAAAUCUAAGAAGGAAGCUAGCGAUGGUUCAUCCGCUGGAGAAGAUGAAACAGAUGAUAUGAUCGUUGUUUCUGACCUCAGCAACGGUGGAAACGAGCCACCCGCGAAGAGAAGACGACGCAGCCCGAAGAACGAGACUACAUCAGGCUAG